GCCAGACGACAUUGCCUGGAGCACGGUCGUUCUUUUCAUUCCUAGAAGCGCCGACUGCAGUUGCCACAACGCCCAUUAAUCCAACCUUCCAACUCGAGGCCAUCUAUCUUACUUGACGACACCAAAAGUCGCAUUUUUUUUUUCUGCGAAAACGCUGCAGCGCCACAUCCUUGAGCUCGCCGCCCUGUUGAACCAACCCAUCUCAGCCAAACCAACCUUCUCAAACCGACCGCUUUGUUUUACCAGACGCCUCUUUGACCUUCAGAAGCCGAAGCAUACAAUAUGGCAGAGCAAGUCGACCUCACUACGAUUCCCAUUUCGCCCGAUGGCGAAAACAAGCCCGAUGGCGCCUCCAACGAGAAUGCCGAGGAGAAACUUGUCACCGUGUUCCACGACAAGGACAACUUCAACGUCAAGCACCCUCUGUCGAGUCGGUGGACGCUCUGGUUCACAAAGCCCGCUAGCGGAAAGGGUGACAACUGGAAUGAUUUGCUAAAGGAAGUCAUCACCUUUGAGUCGGUGGAGGAAUUUUGGGGUGUAUAUAACAACAUUGCCCCCGUCUCGGAACUUGCCCUCAAAUCGGAUUAUCACCUCUUCAAGGAAGGCGUGCGGCCAGAGUGGGAGGACCCGCAAAACAAGCACGGCGGCAAGUGGUCGUACCAGUUCAAGGAUAAGCGGUCGGUCAAUAUCGACGAGCUGUGGCUGCACACGAUGCUCGCCGCCAUCGGCGAGACGCUGGAAGACGAGGAUGACGGCGAGGUGAUGGGCGUGGUUGUCAACGUGCGCAAGGCGUUCUACCGUAUCGGCGUGUGGACCCGCACGAUGGGCCGCCACAUUCCCGGUCGCGGGGACGGCGACAUCGCCGGCGGCAAGGGCCGAUCGGCGGAGAAGGGCAAGGAGAUCCUGAUGGCUAUUGGCCGUCGGUUCAAGAACGUUCUCAAGCUGCCGCCCAACGAGGUGGUCGAGUUCUCGGGCCACACCGACAGCGCGCACAGCGGCAGCACACGCGCCAAGGCGAAGAUCGUGGUCUAAAAGUUUGUGUGCGCUCACAGGCUUCGACGCCUGUUCGCCCGGCCCACUUAGCCUUCCCGUUUUGAUGGCCUUGCGCCGUGCGCUCAGUCUGGAGAGCUAGAUGGGGUCAUUUGCGGCUUUAUCGCGAUGCACAGCAUGACAAUGGUCGUCAGGGGAUAGAUAUGAUGAGACAUACCGACAACAUAUUGCCUGGGUUCCUCUCGAGUACCUUGGUAGCCUGGGAGAGCCGCAGCGUUUACGGACGAAUGGGCGGAGAUCGUUUCUGACUGCAUCAUUUACAGUAUGAUCACUUAUCCGCGCCGCGCUCUCAAGUAUGGUAUCUUAUCUGCGAUGAAGCCUAGCAUAUAUCUGCUAGUUUACCUUAUGAGCACGCCAGUUCUGAUCUGAC
This is a messenger RNA of Thermothelomyces thermophilus ATCC 42464, 1420 nucleotides long. RefSeq lists its product as uncharacterized. The record is from RefSeq and is a predicted model, not a curated record. Gene Ontology annotation, biological process: translational initiation. Gene Ontology annotation, molecular function: translation initiation factor activity; RNA 7-methylguanosine cap binding. The transcript has 3 exons. Lineage: Eukaryota; Fungi; Ascomycota; Sordariomycetes; Sordariales; Chaetomiaceae. Bases 283 to 1032 code for a protein of 249 amino acids. Gene Ontology annotation, cellular component: eukaryotic translation initiation factor 4F complex; cytoplasm.